CUGUUAUGAGGUCUAUAUAAGAUGCCUGGUGAUUCUCUCUUCAUGUAGACAGUUCCACUGUGGUUCUGCAGACACGUUAACAGUUAUCUACAGCCUGUUUCACUGCUACUCAUGGGGUGCAUGAUUCUUCCGUGUCUGGCUGCCCUGCUCUUUUUCAGUGGGGUGGUGACAGUACACGCUACAACGACAACAGUAGAGACAACAGCAGAAGAGACAACAACAGAAGAGACAACAAUAACAACAACAACAAUGGCUACAACAACAUUGCCAACCACAACAGAAAUGUCAACAAUAGAAAUGUCAACAAUAGAAGUGACAACAACAGAAGAGCCAACAACAACAACAACAAUGGCUACAGCAACUUUGCCAACCACAACAGAAGUGACAACAACAGAAGAGCCAACAACAACAACAACAACAAUGGCUACAGCAACUUUGCCAACCACAACAGUAGUGACAACAACAGAAAUGUCAACAACAGAAGAGACAACAACAGAAAUGUCAACAACAGAAGAGCCAACAACAACAACAAUGGCUACAGCAACUUUGCCAACCACAACAGAAAUGACAACAACAGUAGUGACAACAACAGAAGAGACAACAACAGAAGAGCCAACAACAACAACAAUGGCUACAGCAACUUUGCCAACCACAACAGAAAUGACAACAACAGUAGUGACAACAACAGAAGAGACAACAACAGAAAUGUCAACAAUAGAAGAGCCAACAACAACAACAAUGGCUACAACAACAUUGCCAACCACAAUAGAAGUGACAACAACAGAAGAGACAACAACAGAAAUGUCAACAAUAGAAGAGCCAACAACAACAACAACAAUGGCUACAGCAACUUUGCCAACCACAACAGAAAUGACAACAACAGAAAUGACAACAACAGAAGAGACAACAACACCAGCACCCUGUCAGAUCUUGAACUGCGUUUCAGAUGAAGUCUGUAAGAAGAUAAAUGGAGUCUAUGGCUGUGGAUGUGGAUACUUUACAACGGACAGCCCGAAUAUUUAUGACGCCAUUGAGACAUGUUCAGGAAGUAAUGGAUCACUGUCUCUGUCUCGCUGUGAGCUCUUUGAAGCUGGAUAUUCUGCUGAUGUUCUCCACCUUAACGACCCAAACUGCAAAGGGGAGCUCCAAAAUAACAGGCUGGUGUUCAGCUUUGACAGUAAUGUCAACAUGUGUGGCACAACUCUGGAGAAUAACAGCACGCACAUCGUUUUCAAGAACAGCGUUGGGACAACUGACUUGACGGGUGUGAUUAGUCGCACUGGUGGGCUCAACAUCACCUUUUCCUGUGUGUAUCCACUCAUCCAGAGCAUCUCCAUGCCCACGGCUAUCGAAGGCAUAGGAGGUAUAAUCAGCAAGUAUCUGUCUACUGAGGGCUCGUACCAGAUCAGCAUGAUCCCAUAUACCGAUGCUACAUUCCAGUUUCCACUCUUUGGCAAUGUGACCCUAGAAGUGAACCAUCAGAUGUAUAUAGCUGUGCAAGUGGAUCAGUUUGACAGCACUCAAAUUGGGCUUGUACUGGACAGCUGCUGGGCCACGCCCUUCAACCAGACUGACUAUUACAUCCGCUGGGACCUGAUCAGUAAUGAGUGUCCGAACCCCAAUGACGGCACGGUGGCGGUGUUGCAGAAUGGUGUCUCCACGACCAGCUACUUCUCAUUCAGGAUGUUCACAUUCACCGGCUUCUCCAACAAGAUCUACCUGCACUGCCAGGUCCAUCUCUGUCUGCUGCAGACAGGCAACUGUGCACAGAUGUGCACUGGAAAUCCUUCCAGAAGACGCCGAGCUGUAGAUUUCUACGAUUCAGCUGCCAUUACCAUGGAAUUCUGAUUUGUUUGCUUGAAACUUACACUGCUAUCAAUUUUUUUUUUAUCUUUGUUUUAUGUUUAAUCAUUAACUAUUGCUUUGCUUUAAUCAUAAAGGCAAAUUAUAUCAAAAUUCAGCUUUUUUUAAUUCAUAACAUCUUGUAAGUGAUUGUACUCAUCUGUGCUGGCUUAAUCAGUCAUAAAUCUUUCAAGCAUUUUAUUCUUGUUGCUUUUAUUCUCUUUAAACCUCAAAUACUGUAAAAAGUUGUGUAUAUUUAAUAUUGAAUAAUUGAAAAAUAUCAUUGAA
Ictalurus furcatus (blue catfish) is the source of this 2130-nucleotide messenger RNA. RefSeq names its product pancreatic secretory granule membrane major glycoprotein GP2. The transcript has 46 exons. Lineage: Eukaryota; Metazoa; Chordata; Actinopteri; Siluriformes; Ictaluridae. Gene Ontology annotation, cellular component: cell surface. The record is from RefSeq and is a predicted model, not a curated record. Bases 112 to 1848 code for a protein of 578 amino acids.